AUGGAACAAAAAAUUAAGUUACUCUAUUUUAUUAAAAUUUUUACGUUUAUCAUUUUAACUUGGUUAUGUCUUUUUUACAGUGAUAUUAAUACAUUUGACAAAUCUUUGUAUGAGUGCAACAAUUUGGAUAGAAUAUUACAUACAAGAAAUUAUCAAUCACUAGCAAACUAUGGAGAGGAAUUGCGUUCCAAUUUUGGAAGAUCAGAGAAAGGGAUACCUUACUGUAUUAAAAAAUUGAAUGAAAAAAGUUUUACAAUUAAUAAUGAAAAAAGGAACAAAAAAAAAGGUGAACAUUCAUAUAAAAAUUUAUUAAUUAAUAAAGGGAAGUUUAAUACACCUAUGAAAUAUAAUAAUAGGAUAUUUCAUAGAACAUGUUCCAAUUUCGAAAUUAAAUUUUUUAAUGCACUUGAUAAAAUGUAUUCUUUAAAAAAGAUUAGAAUGAAUAAUGAUGAGUCUUACAGAAAAUUAAAAAAUAAAAAAUAUAGAUUGCGACUUAGUUUCCUUUUAUUAGUUUUUUUGUUGGUAUUAAUGAUACCUGUACUAGAUUUAUCAUUAACUUAUUGGGGAUCCAAAAAUGGGUUAUUGGGUGCAAUAGGAUUGUUAUCAACGCGAGACCCUACAUCUAAUUCGUGUUUAAUUGGUGGUGAUAUUAAAGUAAGUGGACUUAUAGCAACAUGGUUUAAAUUAAAUGACACAAAUUUUGUUGCAAUAGAAACGACAUUGAGUAUUCUUUUAUAUUGCGUGCCUUUCUUUAUAUUAGCUAUAAUACUUAUAUUAACGGUUGUUUAUUACUAUAAAAAUUCUAUAAAAAAUCAGAAAAUAAAGUUUAAAGAAACGUUCUAUGAAUAA
Messenger RNA from Plasmodium malariae, 849 nucleotides. RefSeq names its product Plasmodium exported protein, unknown function. The coding region runs from base 1 to 849 and encodes 282 amino acids. The record is from RefSeq and is a predicted model, not a curated record. NCBI's taxonomy places the organism in Eukaryota, Apicomplexa, Aconoidasida, Haemosporida, Plasmodiidae. The transcript is spliced from 2 exons.